UGCUAAUAGGCGCAUGCGCGCAUGACGGGGGUUGCACCAUUUUGGAUCUCAGGGCUACUGUAGCUAGCUGUUGCAGUUAGCUUUCACAACACACCAUUACUUUAAUCGGAUUUAUUUUUCCCGCUUUGAUAUUAAAGUUGAGUAAGCAGAAACCCGGUCGGUGUUCAGCUCUGAAUCUGAUCUCCAUUCGUCUGGGAGAUGGACGGAGAAGAGGACGACUUCAUGUCCGGAAACCACUCCGAUGACGGAGGCGGCACUCCGGUUCAGGAUGAGCACGGCGGGUCGGACGGCGAGGAGAUGAGGAGCGACAGACAUGAAUCUGAGGACGAGCGCAGCAACGAUGAAGACGCCACCAACGGCGUGGAGACCAGCGGGGCGGCCAGCGGCUCUGACAAUGAGGAUCACCGAGGGGCUGACAGCGACUCGGAGCCCGAUGCCUCGGGGACUCGCCACAAUGAUGACAAAAGUGACUCGGAGGCGGAGGCUCCUCGGCCUGCCGACAGCGACGACGACUCUCCUGUCAAACGCAGGAUGAGCGGAUCGGAUAACGAGGAGGAGUCGUCGCCUGUCAAACACGCAGCUUCGGAUAACGAAGAAGAGGGAGGGUCGUCUCCUGCCAAACGAAGGGGAAGCAGCUCGGAGCUGGAGGAGGGGGAGGAGAGGCCCAAAGUGGCCACACACAGCGACUCGGAGAACGAGGAUGCCAAACCCGCGGCGUCCCCCAGCCGGCGGUCCAACGCAGGCAGUGACUCUGACACAGAGACGCCCGCCAGGCGUAAGACAGCACAGGUGGACUCGGAGGAGGAGGAGGAGAAGCAGCAGGAGGAGGCAGAGGGUGGAGCAGAAGGAGGGAAGUGGAAGGCUGUGAUGCAGUCUGACAGUGAGGAGGAGGGGGAAGAAAGGAGGAGGAAGGCUGCAGCUGGAAGUGAUGGAGAGCAGCACCAGGAGGAGGAGCGAGAGCAGAGAGAUGACAGCGAUGAUGAAGAGGAGAAGCCAGUGAAGAGGAAGAAGGCCAUCCUGUCAGACAGCGAGGACGACGAAGAAGAGAAGGCAGACAAACCAGCGGUGAAGAGGAGUCGGGCGGUUUCCGAUGACGAGAACUCGGACAGCGACGGGGGGUCGACGGGCCCCGACAAGAGCCUGGCCGCCAAACUGAGAGAGCUCGGCUCGGACAGCGGCAGCGAGGAGGACGAGAGGUCAAAGGCCACGGCAGGGAAGAAGGACGAGAAGGCGCUGUUCGGCAGCGACUCCGACUCCGGAGACGACGAAGAGGAGAAAAUGAUCGCAGACAUCUUCGGAGAGUCUGGAGACGAGGAGGAGGAGGAGUUCACUGGCUUCAACCAGGAGGACCUGGAGGGGGACAAGAAGCAGUCGAAGGACGAGAGGCAGCAGCAUGCGGAGGAGGACUCCGACUCCGACGACGGUGUCCACCGCGGCGGCCAGGACACCAGCUUCAUGUCUGACUUUGACAUCAUGCUCGCUCGGAGGAAAGCUAUGAACAGCAAGAGGAGACGUCACCGUGACGGAGGGACGUUCAUCAGCGACGCCGAUGACGUGGUCAGCGCCAUGAUCACCAAGAUGAACGAGGCCGCCGAGGAGGAUCGAACUCUGAACAGCCACAAGAAGCCCGCGCUGAAGAAACUCACUCUGCUGCCGCAGGUCGUCAUGCACCUGAAGAAACAGGACUUGAAGGAGACGUUCAUUGACAGCGGCGUGAUGACGGCCAUUAAAGAGUGGAUCAGUCCUCUUCCAGAUAAAUCCCUUCCCGCCCUGAGAAUCAGAGAGGAGCUGCUCAGGAUCCUACAGGAACUGCCCACUGUGAGUCAGGAGACCCUGAAGCACAGCGGGAUCGGACGGGCCGUCAUGUUUCUGUACAAACAUCCCAAAGAGUCUCGAUCCAACAAAGACCUGGCGCUCAAGCUCAUCAAUGAGUGGUCCAGGCCGAUCUUCGGACUGACGUCCAACUACAAGGGGAUGACGAGAGAGGAGCGUCAGCAGAGAGACCUGGACCAGCAGAUGCCUCAGAGACGACGACUGAGUUCGGGAGGCCAGACGCCUCGCAGGGACCUGGAGAAACAGCUGACUGGGGAAGAAAAAGCUCUGCGACCCGGUGACCCCGGGUUCUGCGCCAGGGCUCGGGUGCCGAUGCCCUCCAACAAAGACUACGUCGUACGACCCAAGUGGAACGUAGAGAUGGAGUCCAACAGGGGUCCCAUGAAGAAAGGCUUGUCCCGCGUUGACAAACAGAUGCGUAGAUUUGCAGACAUCCGUCGCCUGACGAAGCCCGGCCACGCUGUUAAAAUCAGCGUGGAAGGAAACCGGAUGCCGCUCUGAUUUUAACCUCCAUAGGAUUUACUCAGUUGUUUUCUUUUUAAUGCAUUGCUCCUGAACAAUCCCACGGUUCUCCUGCCCUGCCCUCCCUCCUCAGGUCCAGAUCUCCAGAUCUGCCUUACAGAAGGGCUGAGGUCACCUCCACUUCAGUCACAAUGUGAAUAUCUGCUGUAAGCGAUCUGAAAUGACAGGAACUUGUCUGGUCUUUGUCCAGAAAUGAUCAAAUCUUCCCCAGAAUGAUCCUUAGAGCAAAAAGUAAAUGUUAUUAAUGUAACCGGUCAGCUUUGUUAAUCUUAUCGGCUAACAUUAACUGAUGUUAGCAAACAGCUACGUGAAUUUUAGCUCCAAACCAGCUGGAUCCUUGAAGUCGAGCCAACUGAGUUAGCGAACACAUUAGCUUCAGGUCCUGACCAUGAAGGACAGUUUCACACGUUAACACUGUUGUCAGUAAACAACUGAUGCUGAAUUUGCCAAAUAAGGAGUGGAGUGGGUCCACUGUGGAAAUCACAUGUACCAAACCAGAUAAAUCACAGGAAGUUACUUUUUGACCCUGUUGGUUUAGACAGAAAUCAGACGUAGCUCGACUGAGGAUCAUUUUGGUGACCGUUUGAGUUUUCCCAUUAAGUCCCCCGUCCCCCUUUUGUUUCUGAUCGUGAAGGUGUUUUGCUAAUAGGCUGCCCAGACCUCCUCCUCGGUCCACUUUGUCCCCUCUCUGCUCCCGUAGCAGCUGUACAGGAGUCUAAUUGUGUGCAGGGCUGAGUUCACACAGGCAGCACAGGGAUUCUGUUGGAUCCCCAUCAGAUCCUGGUGCCGGAUCUGGUUCAGAGUUGGUGUGUUGACUCUGUGUGUGUGUGUGUGUGUGUGUGUGUGUCGGCUCGUCUGUCUGCACUGUUGUGGAUCACAUGAUUCUUUUCUUAAUAAAGACUCAACAGAAACUCA
This is a messenger RNA of Scatophagus argus, 3270 nucleotides long. Its product is annotated as protein IWS1 homolog. The transcript is spliced from 15 exons. Bases 199 to 2334 code for a protein of 711 amino acids. Gene Ontology annotation, biological process: poly(A)+ mRNA export from nucleus. Gene Ontology annotation, cellular component: nucleus. NCBI's taxonomy places the organism in Eukaryota, Metazoa, Chordata, Actinopteri, Scatophagidae. The record is from RefSeq and is a predicted model, not a curated record.